This is a messenger RNA of Caenorhabditis angaria, 3115 nucleotides long. The record is from the annotation of a GenBank genome assembly. NCBI's taxonomy places the organism in Eukaryota, Metazoa, Nematoda, Chromadorea, Rhabditida, Rhabditidae.
AUGACAUUAGCAUACUGUAUUUUCCCCUCGAGACACUUUUCAAUUAAUACGUGCGCCUUUAAUCAAACAUUCCGAUUUGGAAGAGUUUUCGCCUUAACGCAACAAACGCGCUCCACCGCACAACCGCCAAAAUCAAGUGUUUUGAAAGUGCGUUAUCUUUUUUUUUCGGUUUUCGCAGGUUUUCACCACAUUUCUUAUAGAAAAACAUGUCGUACGAGUUUGAUCUUGAAUAUAUGAAUGAAUGUAUGGAACCAUUCGCAUUAUCAUGUCCAGAUGAUGAUAAUUAUAUUGGAAAAUGUGAGUUUUUUGUUGUGAAAACGAGGGAAAAUUUUUUUCUAUGAAAAAAAAAACAUUUUUCAGUCGAAGAAAUUUGCCGAACCUACCAUCAAACCGUGGACAAUAUUGUCGAUGAAAUCGUCUCAAUAAUGCAGAAUCAUAAGAGCAAAAUGGUGAAUCUGCAAGUGAUUGAAAGCCUCGAAAAGAAACUCGAGGCAAAAAUGUUGAAAGAAAGUGCAACACCAAAAGCAAAGAAGUUUGCGAGAAAACCAUUAGCUGACAAAACUCCGAAAAUCAUUGAAGAUGUUGUGGACAAAAUGGAGGAUAUGGAUGUGACACAAAAACCUUCAGGAAUUGGAAAUUCAUCAAAACUUGUUGGAAAAUACAGCGAAUUUUCGCCCUUCCCAAAUUCCCCUGCAAAUGAGAAUUUCGCAAAGAGAAACGAUCCCGGAAAAGUCAUCAAUACCAUCAGAGGCUCGAAAUUUAUUGAAGAUCAGCUUCCCGAGACAACAAAGCAAUCAAAAAUCGAGCAAAUCUCAAAAUCACCUCAAUUAUAUUAUGGUGGAGAAAAGGCGUCGCUUGUUAUUGACGCGAAAAUCGCGCGAUUCGAAAAAUUCGCCGAGAAUUUUAGAAAUGAAUAUGGCGAUGAGAUAAGUGAAUGGGGAAAUCCGAAAAUUCCAUCAGCUGAAAAUGUUUGUACCUAUGGACAAGUUGUGCACGAUGAUUCAAGUGAUAAUGAGAAAUUCAGCGAGUUUUCAGCAUGUUUGAUGUUGGGUUAGUGAAUUUUUAGCUCUUUUUCACGCUGAGAAAGAACAAUAGCGGUGUUUGAUAUCAAAAUAUUCAAAAUUUCACGAUGAAGUUGGAUUUUUUGAAUUCCACGUGGAAUUCGGAGCAUUUUGACAUCUAACAUGAGCAAUAUUAGGUUGAAAAUGCCAUUGAGCCUUGAAAUAACGGUGUUUGGAGUCAAAAUAUUGGAAAUUUCACGAUGAAGCUGAAUUUUUUGAAUUCCACGUGGAAUUUGGAGCAUUUUGAUACCUAACAUGAGCAAUAUUAGGUUUUUUUCUGAAAUUUUUCUCAAUAAUGAGCGAAAAAUCGAGAAUUGUGUGAAAAUGAAGUUUUUGAGAGCCUAAAUAUAACAAUUCUCGAUUUUUGGCUCAUUUUUUUGCUCUUCAGAGAAAAAAACUCAAUAUUGCUCAUGUUAGAUGUGAAAAUUCUCCAGAUUCCACGUGGAUUUCAAAAAAUCCAACUUCAUCGUGAAAUUUCGAAUAUUUUGAUACCAAACACCGUUAUUUAAAGGUUCAAUGGCAUUUUCAAACUAAUAUUGCUCAUGUUAGAUGUCAAAAUGCUCCAAAUUCCACGUGGAAUUCGAAAAAUCCAGAUUCAUCGUGAAAUUUCAAAUAUUUUGACACCAAACACCGUUAUUUUCGGGAAAAUAUUGCUCAUGUUAGGUGUCAAAAUGCUCCAAAUUCGAAUUCAAAAAACGUGUUUUUUUUCAGACGACGAAGAUGGCUCGAUAAUCCGCGUGGAUUUUAGCAAAAUCCAAGAUGACGUCACACUUUUCCCCGGGCAAAUCAUCGCUGUCUCGGGAACCAAUGAGACUGGCGAAAUUCUGGUCGUCGACAGAAUUUUCGCCGCCCCAAAAAUCCCAAUUUCCCGCGUCGGAAACGAUGUGAAAUUGAGCAUUUGGCUCGCCGCGGGACCCUUCACUUCAUCGGAAAAUUGUGCAUAUGAGCAACUCUGUGAAUUGUUGGAUCAAGUUGGCACGGAGCAACCGGAUGUGCUCAUUUUGACCGGGCCAUUUGUGGAUCGGAAGAAUAAUUUUUUGGCCGGAAGUGAUUUUAAUUCCACUUAUGAUUUAUUGCUGGAGGAUUUGUUUGUGAAGAUUGAGGAGAAAAUCAAGGGGUGAGUUAGGCUAAGUUGCCAAUUUUGGGCCCCCAUAAAAAUUUGUUUUUCCAGAACUCGAACCCAAUUAAUCAUCCAACCCUCUCCAAAUCGCGAUUUAUCAUCUCUCCCAGUCUUUCCAACUUCGCCCUUUGUUUUCCUCAACAAACGAAAAUUCUCGAAAAACAUCCAUUUCGUAGCGGAUCCAUCGAUGAUUCGAAUUUCUGAUUGUUUUGAAGUUGCGAUAACUUCGAGUGAUGUUAUUGUGCAUUUGAGCAAAUUGGAGUAUCAUCGAAGUUCGGAUCAGGAGAAUCAUGAUAGAAUUGCGAGAUUGAGCGGGCAUUUGUUGAGGUGAGUCUUGGGUUUUUACACGUGGAAUUUGGAGCAUUUUGACGUAUAAUAUGAGCAAUAUUGGGCUAUUUGAGCCUUUAAAUGGUGUGAAUUUAUUUUUUUCAAAUUCCAUAUGGAAUUCGGAGCAUUUUGACACCUAACAUGAGCAAUAUUAGGUUGAAAAUUCCACGUGGCAAAAUAAUUUUGAAAAUAACAGUGUUUGGAGUCUAAAUAUUCGAAAUUUAACGAUGAAGCCGGAUUUUUUGAAUGCCACGUGGAAUUUGGAGCAUUUUGACAUCUAACAUGAGCAAUAUUAGGUUGAAAAUGUCCCCACCUUUCCAGCCAACGCUCAAUGUACCCUCUGGAACCCGCCCAACUCCCCUCUUCCAUGGAAGAUGUGAUAAAUGUGUGCGAACUUCAAAAAUCCCCCCACCUCUUCAUCACACCGUGCAUUUUGGCGCCAUUCGCCAAAUCCGUCGACAAAUCCGCCUUCCUCAACCCAUCGACCUUGGCAAAAGGUGGAAGUGGAACUUUCAUCAAAUUUGCCACGAAUUUCAGCCCAUCCGCCGCGAAAUCUGACGAUUUUAGUGUUCUUGAUUAUUCGCUUGUUGAAAUUUGCAAAAUUUAA